Messenger RNA from Pyrenophora tritici-repentis Pt-1C-BFP, 1598 nucleotides. The record is from RefSeq and is a predicted model, not a curated record. Lineage: Eukaryota; Fungi; Ascomycota; Dothideomycetes; Pleosporales; Pleosporaceae.
AUGACUGAGCCCGUUGGAGAUUUCGGCCUCAUCGGCUUGGCCGUCAUGGGCCAAAACUUGAUCCUCAACGCUGCUGAUCAUGGUUUCACGGUAUGGAGCCUCCUCCAUGCAGGUAGCGUUGCCAAGGUUGACCGAUUCUUAAACGACGAGGCCAAGGGCAAGUCCAUUGUUGGCGCCCACUCCAUGGAGGAGUUCGUCAGCAAGCUCAAGAAGCCCCGCCGCAUGAUGCUUCUCGUCAUGGCCGGCAAGCCCGUUGACGACUUCAUCGAGCUCAUCCUCCAGGCUGGUGCUGAGGAGGGUGACAUCAUCAUCGACGGCGGUAACUCCCACUACCCCGACACGAACCGCCGCACAAACUACCUCAAGUCAAAGGGCAUCCGAUUCGUCGGAUCUGGUGUCUCUGGAGGAGAGGAGGGUGCCCGUUACGGCCCUAGCAUCAUGCCCGGUGGUAACGAGGAGGCGUGGCCAUACAUCAAGGACGUUCUCCAGUCGAUUUCUGCAAAGUCUGACGGUGAGGCCUGCUGCCAAUGGGUUGGUGACGAGGGUGCCGGUCACUACGUCAAGAUGGUCCACAACGGUAUUGAGUACGGUGACAUGCAAUUGAUCUGCGAAGCCUACGACAUCAUGAAACGCGGUCUUGGCAUGAAGAACAAGGAGAUUGGCGAUGUUUUCACACAAUGGAACAAGGGCGUUCUCGACUCUUUCCUGAUCGAAAUCACCCGAGACAUCAUGUACAAGAACGACGACGACGGUGUUGCCAUCGUUGAGAAGAUUCUUGACUCUGCCGGCCAGAAGGGUACCGGAAAGUGGACCGCCAUCAACGCACUCGACCUCGGUAUGCCCGUUACUCUGAUCGGAGAGGCCGUCUUCGCUCGUUGCCUAAGUUCGCUCAAGCAGGAGCGUGGCCGUGCUGCUGGUCUUUUGGACGGACCCACUCCCAGCUUCUCCGGCGACCGCCAGGCUUUCAUCGACAACCUCGAGCAGGCCCUUUACGCAUCCAAGAUCAUCUCAUACGCCCAGGGCUUCAUGCUGAUCCAGAACGCUGCCAAGGAGUACAAGUGGAAGCUUAACAAGCCAGAGAUUGCCCUCAUGUGGCGUGGUGGCUGCAUUAUCCGCUCCGUUUUCUUAAAGGAGAUCACCAGCGCGUACCGCAAGAACCCUGAGCUCGAGAACUUGCUUUUCGACGAAUUUUUCAGCAAGGCUAUCCACAAGGCUCAGUCCGGAUGGAGAGAUGUCGUUUCCAAGGGUGCUCUCUGGGGUAUUCCCACUCCCGCUUUCAGCACUGCUUUGAGCUUCUACGACGGUUACCGCGCCAAGGACCUCCCCGCCAACCUGUUGCAAGCGCAGCGUGACUACUUUGGUGCGCACACUUUCAGGAUCAAGCCCGAGUACGCCAACGCUACAUACAAGGAGGGCCAGGACAUUCACGUCAACUGGACCGGAAGGGGUGGAAACAUCUCUGCUUCAACCUACAACGCUUAAAAGCUGGAUAUCAAUCGCUGUUAGAAGGGAGCUCACCGCUAACCCGGGUUUGCGGAUGAAAAACAAAGAAUCUGAGGAUUGAAAUACCUCUAAUCUAGAAUGAACAACUAUUCGCA